Molecule: messenger RNA, 1054 nt
Organism: Ananas comosus (pineapple)
Lineage: Eukaryota; Viridiplantae; Streptophyta; Magnoliopsida; Poales; Bromeliaceae
Product: ATP synthase subunit O, mitochondrial
Exons: 6
Coding region: 82-825 (247 amino acids)
Biological process (GO): proton motive force-driven mitochondrial ATP synthesis
Cellular component (GO): membrane
Molecular function (GO): proton-transporting ATP synthase activity, rotational mechanism
Source: RefSeq, a predicted model, not a curated record
CAAUCGUCUCCGCCCCCAUUUCGAUCGAUCCCCUCCCCGUCCACGUUCGGAGAACGCGAGAGCUCGCUAGGGUUCCCAUCAAUGGCGCUCUACGGUCGCCUCCGAUCCGGUCUCCCCCUCUUCCGCAGGCUCCUCAGGCCCGAAUCCAUUGUCCCCCUCCGCUCCCUCGCCGAUCCCGGCCUCGGAAACCCUAAUCUCCCGAUCUCUGAGGGUUCGAGGAACUUUGCUACCCAGACAAAGCCGACUGAAGUGAAAACUAAGGUUCCAUUAUCACUCUUUGGUGGAUCAGGAAAUUAUGCUUCUGCCUUGUUCCUUGCAGCCUCAAAAGCAAAUAUCUUGGACAAGGUCGAGUCUGAGAUCCUCGAUGUCGUUGAGGCUUCCAAGAGGAGUCCAGUGUUUUCACAAUUCAUAAAGGACUUAUCUGUGCCAAAAGGAACAAGGGUAAAGGCUAUAAAUGAAAUAUUUUCUGAAGCAGGGUUUUCAGAUGUCACCAAAAACUUCCUGGCUGUGUUAGCGGAUAAUGGUAGGCUGAAAUAUAUUGAGCGCAUUGCUAAGAGAUUUGUUGAUUUGACAAUGGCACACAGAGGAGAGGUGAAAGUCAUCGUCACAAGUGUAAUUCCACUUCCCGCAGAAGAGGAAAAAGAGCUUAAGCAAACCUUGCAAGAUAUUCUUGGACAAGGAAAAACUGUGAAGGUUGAACAGAAGAUCGAUCCAAGCAUCCUCGGAGGACUUGUGGUUGAAUUCGGGCAAAAGGUCUUCGACAUGUCGAUAAGGACUAGGGCGAAACAAAUGGAGAAGUUAUUGAGGGAGCCUCUCCAUGUUUGAUAGCUUUUAUCGAACAACAUGUGGGUAUGUAUUUUCCGCCGCAGCUGCAACUCAACUUCUUUUGGUACUGUAAUAAAAUUAUCAAAAAGCAGGGCUCUCUAUCGAGUCGCUGCCUUGCACUAAAGUUAUGCUACCUUCUUUUGAUUGGCAAUCCGAUAAAUUCAAUUUAACCAGAUUUGGGGUUCUAAAUUUGUUAUUUUGAAUGAAAUUUGAUUGGCUUUUACAUUUA